GCCGAUGGGGGCGUGACCUCUCCGUGACCCCUCCCCCUGAGUGACGUCACCGCGAGGCUGCAGGCGGCCGCAGCCAUGGUGGAGCCGGGCUGGCUGCUGAGCCCCGCGGGCCGCCCCUACCUGGCCUCGGUGCUGCACAAGAACCAGCGCAGGGUGUUCGGCCUGCUGGAGCACCCCACGCUGCCGCCCGCUCUGGCCGUGCCCACGGCGCGCUACAAAAUCUUCCUCAGCGGCAAGAGCGGCGUGGGCAAGACCGCGCUGGUGGCCGCCCUCACCGGGACCCCCGCGCCCACCGCCCACCGCGAGACCUUGGGCAUCGAGGCCAGCAGCGUGUUCUGGCCGGCCCAGCCACGCGGCGCCCAGCGCGCGGUCAUGUUCCAGCUGCAGCUCUGGGACUGCGGCGACAGCGCCCUGAGGAAGUUCGAGCACAUCCUGCCCGCCUGCAAGGAGGAGGCGGACGCCGUCCUCUUCCUCUUCUCCUUCACCGACCGCGCGUCCUUCGAGGAGCUGCCGGCGCGGCUGGCGCGGGUGGUGGCCCCCGGCGAGGACCUGCUGCGGGUGGUGGUGGGCACCAAGUUCGACCUGGCCGCCCAGGCCGAUGUGACCGAGGCCGACCUGGAGGCCUUCCAGGGCACCUGGGGGCUGCCGGUGCUGCGGGCGGGGGGCAGCGGGGUGGGCCGGGGGGGGCUGGCAAGGGUGGCCCCCCUGCUGGACGCCCUGGUGGGGUGGCUCUGGGAACGCGACCAGGUCGCUGCCAGCGUCGCCCCCGAGGGGCAGGAGCCCCCCCCCACCUGAACCCCACUGUGCUGGGGGGGGGGCCCUCACUGCGGUGUUUGCCCCCCCCCCAUUAAACAGCGAUGCUUUUCCAACCCG
Anas platyrhynchos (mallard) is the source of this 873-nucleotide messenger RNA. RefSeq names its product ciliogenesis and planar polarity effector complex subunit 2 (gene CPLANE2). Gene Ontology annotation, molecular function: GTPase activity; GTP binding. Lineage: Eukaryota; Metazoa; Chordata; Aves; Anseriformes; Anatidae. The record is from RefSeq and is a predicted model, not a curated record.